AUGAAGGACCUUUACACCUUUGAUGCUACAGAAGACGCUGCUCUGAAAACCUAUAGACAGGUGCAAGGUGCCUAUCAGGCGCUAUUCGAGGAGAUUGGCCUUCCAUAUAUACACGCGGAGGCCGACUCCGGAAACAUGGGAGGCUCAGUAUCUCAUGAGUACCAUUUCCCCUCUCUCUCGGGAGAGGAUACUGUCAUAUCGUGCCCGGAUUGUGGCUACUGUGCCAACGAAGAGACUGCUCAAAUAACUCCCCAACAACCAAUAUUAGAUCUCGCCGCUUCAAGGAUCGCCACAUUUCACGGAAUUACCAAGAACCGCAAGACAUUAAUUAACAUCCAUUACCCCCGAUAUACGAAGGCUACUACUGAUGGCGUAUUAAAUGAGAUUCAUACUGGCAGAGUUAAGAACAUAAUCAGCGAUUUUGACCCCAGCGUCAUGAAACCAUUAGAUCUGUGGUUUGACGCUUUCGUCGGCUACACACAUAUAGCAGAGGAAGAAGCCUAUUCCCGCGUUGUCAAUAUUUUUGAUGCACGCAUUCCUUCCUCCCUCUACGGGAGUCUCCCUCCAAGCCGUUUUAACAACAUGAUCAAGAAGAAGGCCAUGGAUUAUUUCCCAAUCCCAACUAUUUCGAUCACUCCUGAUAAUCCCGAAUUUGGCUCCUCACUCAAUUUGUUAAAAAUCCAGGGCGGGGAUGGAUGUCCUAAGUGCGGAGUAGGAAAACUAAAAACUACAGGAGCUAUAGAGCUGGGCCAUACUUUCCACCUUGGAACACGAUAUACAGUCCCCCUACGAGCGAAUGUUCUUAAUGAGGCUGGUGAAUGGAAACCAAUGGUAAUGGGAUGCCACGGCAUUGGGGUAUCAAGAAUGAUCCCCGCCAUCGCUGAAGGCUAUAGUGACCACAACGGGCUUUGUUGGCCCAGGGUCGUCGCCCCGUACGACGUUGUUCUAGUUUGCGGAUCUAUGAAGAAAAACGCAGUAGUGCCACCGAAAGAAGAUAUAGAAGCAGUAUACGAUGUUCUAGUUUCUAAGGGCUUGGCGGGUGGGACUGAUGUGGACGUUAUUUUAGAUGAUCGGGACAAAGACAUUGUCUGGAAGAUAAAGGAUGCUGUUCUUGUCGGAUAUCCAAUCAUGUGCAUCAUGGGAAAAUCAUGGGUGGAUUCUAAGAAGGUUGAGAUCGAGGUCAGAAAGACGGGGGCAAGGUUGGGGGUCGAGCUUGGCAAUCUGAGGACGGUCAUUGAAGGUCUACUUAAUGAGCUGUAG
Molecule: messenger RNA, 1260 nt
Organism: Tuber melanosporum (Perigord truffle)
Lineage: Eukaryota; Fungi; Ascomycota; Pezizomycetes; Pezizales; Tuberaceae
Exons: 2
Coding region: 1-1260 (419 amino acids)
Biological process (GO): prolyl-tRNA aminoacylation
Cellular component (GO): mitochondrion
Molecular function (GO): proline-tRNA ligase activity
Source: RefSeq, a predicted model, not a curated record